Cylicocyclus nassatus is the source of this 1946-nucleotide messenger RNA. Lineage: Eukaryota; Metazoa; Nematoda; Chromadorea; Rhabditida; Strongylidae. The record is from the annotation of a GenBank genome assembly.
GCGAUAUGCAAUGCGAAUUGAAACGAAUGACAGCGACAUGGAUGUCUGAAGCGAAGAUCGCAGCUCAUGCAAGCGAAUCGAGGACUGAAGUUCAUACUACAAUAUUAACAACCUAUUCUACACUUCUCUUCAGCAUAUCGAUAUUGUUCUCAUUGCUGCUUCCACUUACGGCAGCAUAUCUUCUGUCAACUUCAGUAUUACUUCCGGCAAAUAGCAGCAUACGAUCUGAUGCUGAAUGUCGAAGGACAUGUUCUAUACGCAUCGUUGAAUCGAUUCCGAAUAACAUCACAUUCGAAAAUGCGUCCUAUCCCAUAUCUACUUUCUAUGCCUGGAAUCGGCUAAUCCUCUCAGCUCAAAACGAACUCUGUAUAGCUGCUUAUAAGUCUAGUUUACAAGGAAAACAUGUACUCGGACAUAAUUCUCAACUCUCUCGACAGGGUGACUUCUUAUUUGACUCUUUGUUGCGAGCCGGAACUACUGGCAAUGUAAAUAUCAAAAUGGUAGAAAAUUAUCCACCAAAAGACAAAGGCGACAAUGCUGAUGGAAUUAUCCUACAGAAUAAAGGUGCCGUUCAUCGUCAUUCGCUAAAUAUCGAAAACGUUUUGGGAAAAGGAAAGAUGCACUCGAAAUUUCUCAUAUCCGACAGAAAGCACUUCUAUCUAGGCUCGGCAAACCUUGAUUGGAGAUCUUUGAACCAGAAAAUGGAGCUAGGAGUUCUGGUAGAGAACUGCGAAUGCCUCGCCGAAGACUUGAAAAACAUAUUCGACAUCUAUUGGGACAUUCCCAAAAAUUCGAAGCCGGAUAAUCUAAAUAGAAGGGCGUACUACAAUAUGGAGAAACCGCUUGAGAUAAUGAUUGGAGGCGAAGCUAGUGCCGUUUAUCUGGCAACUUCUCCAAAGGAGCUCAACCAUCAAGGGCGCACUUGGGAUCUGGAUGCCAUCGUCACGGAAAUCGACAGCGCAAGAGAAUUGCUAGAUAUUCAUGUCAUGGACUAUUUUCCGCUCAUCGUAUACACUAGUCCAAAAAAAUAUUUCCCGACCAUUGAUGAUGCCUUGCGACGAGCUAUUCUUCGUGGUGUUCAAGUGCGAAUUUUGUCUGCAGCACUGCACUAUCCAGAACUGGGUGUACGAUUCCUUCGAUCCUUAGCCGCUUUGAACAAUGUAGACGAGAACGCUACGGUUGAAGUGAAGAUUUUCAAAGUGCCAAGCGAUGACCUUGACAAUAUUGUCAUCAGCAGAGAACGGCGGACGCACAAUAAGUUUAUGGUAUCGGAAUCAGCCGUAAUAAUUGGAACAUCCAAUUGGUCUGGUGACUACUUUGUUGGAGGCACAACCGGUGCGGCCAUAGUCAUCAAACAAAAGAAGGGCAAGAGAGCUCUAAUACAAGAAAUGCGGACAAUUUUUGAGAGAGACUGGAAUAGCGAAUACGCUCACCCAUUAGAAGACUACUUUACUGGUUGCAUUGAACGAGGGGUGCAGGCUGAUUUUUGUGAAAGUGAAAAAGAUCCCAGUUUAUUUGAAACGACUGUUGCUCCUCGGAUAUCGUAAUGCAUAUAUGUGGCUAUUUAGUGUAAUGACUAUGAUAGAUAUUCAGCUAAGUAAUUUCCGUUUUUUCUCAGGUAUGUUAAGGUAGAUUUCCGGCUGACUGGUUGUAUUCCCGGAUUUUCUGUACAUUUUGUGCUUUUACUGCAUUUAGAUUAGUUCUUUUCUCGUAUAUCCCUAGUUCUUACUUCUUUCAAACUACUACGCUUUGCUCUCGAUUUGAUUACCAUAUUCUCUCAUUCGAUUAUGUGCAUUUCUUCGCUCAUUUUCACCAUAUAUAAUUAAUAUGAAAUAAUUUUUAUCUAAAUAUUAAUCAUACCUCGUAUUAUGUAUCCAAAGUGCCUUUCAAUUUUAUAUGAUAAUGUUUAUUGCUCUCUUCUUGUUCACUUGCUCCAGUUUCUUCAC